AUGGCGACGACACGACCACUCACUUCUUUCAAAGCUCUCACCUUUGAUUGCUAUGGUACUCUUGUGGACUGGGAAUCUGGCAUCUACAACAACCUCCAGCCGUUGAAUCAACAGCUCGCCGACUCGCAUCCCCUCAAGAACGACCGUCUCGGCUUGCUCAAAGCUCUUGUCCGGCACGAGGGUCUCGUUCAGGCCGCGAACCCAACAUACCUCUAUCAUGCUGUCCUAGCCACCGCAUACGGCAAUCUUGCCACGGAGCUGGGCGUCUCGGCCGACGGGGAGGCAAAGGCAAAGUUUGGAUUCGGCGUCGGCGACUGGACCAUCUAUCCUGACACGCUCGACGCGCUGAAGCGGUUGCACAAGCACUUCAAGCUCGUGAUCCUUUCCAACGUGGAUCUCGACUCGUUCAAGCGCACUCUGGAGAAACAAUUCCAAGGCUUCCCUUUUGAUGCCAUUUACACAGCUCAGGAGAUUGGCUCAUAUAAGCCAGACUUGAACAACUUCCGGUACCUCAUUGAGCACUGCGACAAGGACUUGGGCGUGAAGAAGGAAGACAUCCUGCACACCGCACAGAGUUUGCAUCACGAUCAUGUGCCAGCAAAACAGAUUGGACUGUCAAGUGCGUGGAUAGAGCGAGGCGAGGAGGUUGAGAGCGUCAUGGGCGGAGAUCCAGAGACCUAUGCGGACAAGGUGUCGUAUUCGUGGAAGUUUACGAACAUGAAGGAGAUGGCAGAUGCGGUUGAUUCUGCUGCAAAGAGUACAUAG
This is a messenger RNA of Trichoderma virens Gv29-8, 765 nucleotides long. RefSeq lists its product as uncharacterized. The transcript has a single exon. The record is from RefSeq and is a predicted model, not a curated record. NCBI's taxonomy places the organism in Eukaryota, Fungi, Ascomycota, Sordariomycetes, Hypocreales, Hypocreaceae. Bases 1 to 765 code for a protein of 254 amino acids.